Messenger RNA from Eruca vesicaria subsp. sativa (arugula), 291 nucleotides. The record is from the annotation of a GenBank genome assembly. NCBI's taxonomy places the organism in Eukaryota, Viridiplantae, Streptophyta, Magnoliopsida, Brassicales, Brassicaceae.
AUGAAGAAACACCCUAAACCGUGUAGUUUCCUUUUCCACAUCUCUAUACUCUCUGUGCUAUUCGUUGUUCUUUUUGUUUCUUUUGCAUAUACGACCUCGUACAGGCCUAAAGCCAGCACUGGUCUCGGCCAUAAGAGAAUUCUAGCAAGUAAUUUUGAUUUUACUCCGUUUUUCAAGAACAAAGAUCGUACUCAACGUCAGCGUAGAAGCUCAACCGAAAAAGAAACUGAUUCUUGGUAUAAUGAUGAGGACCGGAUAGUACCUAGCGGUCCAAACCCUUUGCAUCACUAG